Molecule: messenger RNA, 897 nt
Organism: Aspergillus brunneoviolaceus CBS 621.78
Lineage: Eukaryota; Fungi; Ascomycota; Eurotiomycetes; Eurotiales; Aspergillaceae
Exons: 5
Coding region: 1-897 (298 amino acids)
Source: RefSeq, a predicted model, not a curated record
AUGGGCCUGCGAUCCAGUCUACUGAAUGUUUUAGAUGCCAUUGAAACACCCGCGGCUUUUGCAUCCUCUGAAGAAAUUGGCUUUGUCGAUCCAGGGGUGUUUGUCCACGGUAUGGGUUCAAUCUACCUCCCCUUGGAGGAAUCACAAGCGCGACAAAUGAUCGAGCAGGCGCAUCAGGCCCCCUAUGGCAAGGGAAGCGAAACGAUCAUUGAUACCUCCGUGCGCAACACCUGGGAAUUAAACUCGGAUCAAUUCGAACUGCGAAGACCGAACUGGAACACCGUCCUCGUGCGAGUGGUUGCCGAUGUCGCGCGGGAGCUGGACCUUGACUCGACCGUUCAUGCCGAGUUGUAUAAGAUGUUGAUCUAUAAGGAGGGAGCCAUGUUCAAGCCGCACACCGAUACAGAGAAGGCGCCUGGGAUGGUUGCGACCCUGGUCAUUGACGUCGUGCAUGAAGUGCUUCCGGUCACCUCCGGGUAUCGGUGGGUGCUCACCUACAAUCUUGCCCUGUAUGCUUCGCAACCGCGUCCCGCGGGAGGUCUCCAACCACCAGACACCUCGCAUCUUUACAAGACCCUCAAGCUCUGGGUGGAGCAGGAUGCAAGCCUCGGCCCUACAAGCCACUUCUGGUACCAGCUCGACCACGAAUACACGGAAGCCAGCAUUUCCCUCAGGGCCAUGAAGACGCGAGACCUGGCCUGCGUUCAGGCGCUAUACGAAAUCUCCACCAUGCUGCCCGUGGAUAUCUUCCUCGCCGUUCUAGAAAAGACAGAGCACGGGAGCUAUUGUUUCGAAGAUGUCUCCCCGGAAGAAUCCUACCGAGGCUAUCUAGGAAACGAGGGGCCGGAUGUGACGCAUUGGUACCGAGUGACGGUAAAACCUCCUCUCACCAUAUAG